UCUCUGAAUAUAAGUUGCAGAGUGGCGAGUGCAGAGCAGAGCAUCCCUACUGAUAGGUGGCGGCAGCCAUUGAAAUUGCUUCACUUCACUUCGCAUCACUAAGCUGCAAUUUCUCUGAUGGCAGUCUCCUCUUCGCUUGUUCCCACUUUAUCUUUCGCUGCUAACAGUUCUUCUUCCAAGUCGUCUUCGUCAUUGUUACCGUCUUGGAGUUUCUCGAAAGCCCAUCAGAUGAGCUCAAAUGGGCGAUUAUCAAUCCAUUGUUCCUCUUCUUCUUCUUCUUCUUCUUCUUCCUCCUGAGUUUGAACCCACUUCCCCGAACCAGCUGAACCCAAGGCAAACUCAGGUUUCUUCUCUAAGUUCCUUUGGACUCACGAUGCCUGAGAAUGGCAAGCGAUCAUACAGAUGGCGCAGGGUGCUGCUUAAGGUGAGCGGAGAAGCUCUUGCGGGAGAUCACGCUCAAAAUAUUGACCCAAAGGUUACAAUGGCUAUUGCCAGGGAGGUUGCCGCUGUCACUCGCCUGGGCAUCGAGGUUGCAAUUGUGGUUGGUGGGGGAAAUAUAUUCCGUGGUGCCUCCUGGGCUGGAAGCAGUGGCCUUGACCGUUCAUCGGCAGACUACAUUGGUAUGCUUGCCACUGUCAUGAAUGCGAUAUUUCUUCAAGCAACAAUGGAGAGUAUCGGUAUUCCAACUCGGGUUCAGACAGCAUUUAGAAUGUCUGAGGUUGCCGAGCCAUAUAUACGGCGGAGGGCAGUGAGGCAUUUGGAAAAGGGUAGGGUCGUAAUUUUUGCUGCUGGAACUGGUAACCCUUUCUUCACCACAGAUACUGCUGCAGCACUUCGAUGUGCUGAGAUCAAUGCGGAGGUUGUGCUGAAAGCAACAAAUGUCGAUGGGGUCUUUGAUACUGAUCCCAGGAGAAACUCAGAUGCCCGUCUUCUCGACACAUUAACUUAUCACGAGGUGACUUCAAAGGACCUCUCGGUUAUGGACAUGACCGCCAUUACUCUUUGCCAAGAAAACAAUAUACCAGUGGUCGUAUUCAAUUUGUCUAAGCCGGGAAAUAUCUCAAGAGCAAUAAAGGGGGAGAGGGUCGGGACACUGAUCGGAUCCACAUGGAUUCCGCCGGUGGGGACAUCAUGAAUGAGAAAAGAGAGUCACCUGGCACUGGUCGUGUUGGUUUUCUUUUCUUGCAGUUCAAGUUCCCCUUUUUUUCUAGAUUUCUUACAACAGGAGACAAAAAGAUAUAAGAUCCUUCCAGGAUCAUGAUAUUUAAUUCGGCAUCGGUAGAAAAAUUGAACUACUGUAUAUAAUUCAUCAAGUUGUAUUGAAAGCGAAUUUUUGUGCGACUUAAUCUUAGCAUCAUAGCAUCUACUAUACGGAAAUUGAUCGAGUACCUUGGAUCUAUUAGUUAUGAUCAAGUGCUUGUAUUCAGUAUCUAUUUAGUCCUCUUUUACUUUUGUACAUCCUUGGAAAAUGACAAAUCAGCUAUGGAUU
This is a messenger RNA of Punica granatum (pomegranate), 1489 nucleotides long. The record is from RefSeq and is a predicted model, not a curated record. Lineage: Eukaryota; Viridiplantae; Streptophyta; Magnoliopsida; Myrtales; Lythraceae.